Lathyrus sativus (Indian pea) is the source of this 819-nucleotide messenger RNA. The record is from the annotation of a GenBank genome assembly. NCBI's taxonomy places the organism in Eukaryota, Viridiplantae, Streptophyta, Magnoliopsida, Fabales, Fabaceae.
AUGGAGGUGGAGAGUGAAAAGGCGGGAUCUGAUGGAAAAGUUUGGAACUUUUGUAGAAUGCCGUUUUGGCAAACGAGUCACAAUCCUUCAUCUUCAUCAACUAAUACUACUACUUCUUCUUCUACAUCUUACAUGCAUAAUGUUCAUCACCAAAGCCAGAGUGUUCAUUCUACUGACAGAUCUAUUCCUCAAUCUUCAGCUACGGUUUCAUCUGUGGCUAAGUCUUUGCUUCCAACAAGGAGAAGGCUUCGUCUUGAUCCUCCUAACAAGCUCUACUUUCCUUAUGAACCUGGUAAGCAAGUUAGGAGUGCAAUCACAAUUAAAAACACUUGCAAGUCUCAUGUAGCUUUCAAGUUUCAAACAACUGCGCCUAAAAGUUGUUACAUGCGCCCUCCGGGCGGCAUUCUUUCACCUGGUGAAAGUAUAAUUGCCACGGUGUUCAAGUUUGUUGAACCACCAGAGAACAAUGAGAAACCAACUGAUCAAAAAAGCAAGGUUAAAUUCAAAAUCAUGAGCCUAAAAGUGCAAGGUGAAAUGGACUAUGUACCUGAACUGUUUGAAGAGCAAAGAGAUCAAGUAGCUGUAGAGCAAAUUCUUCGGGUUGUUUUUCUUGACCCUGACCGCAACAGCCCUGCCAUGGAUAAGCUUAAACGACAGUUAGCUGAGGCGGAGGCUGCAUUGGAAGCACGGAAGAAACCGCCAGAGGAGACCGGUCCACGAGUUGCUGGAGAGGGACUUGUUAUAGAUGAAUGGAAAGAAAGAAGGGAAAGAUACUUGGCGAAGCAGCAGGUUGAAGGAGUUGUUGUUGAUUCAGUGUAA